Molecule: messenger RNA, 818 nt
Organism: Entelurus aequoreus (snake pipefish)
Lineage: Eukaryota; Metazoa; Chordata; Actinopteri; Syngnathiformes; Syngnathidae
Product: transmembrane emp24 domain-containing protein 3-like
Exons: 3
Coding region: 153-779 (208 amino acids)
Biological process (GO): intracellular protein transport; endoplasmic reticulum to Golgi vesicle-mediated transport; Golgi organization
Cellular component (GO): Golgi apparatus; endoplasmic reticulum-Golgi intermediate compartment; COPII-coated ER to Golgi transport vesicle
Source: RefSeq, a predicted model, not a curated record
CAGUUAGAUAUUCGACAUAAAUAACAAUGAAUAAUCACAUAUUUAAAAAACAACAACAACAAUAAUAACCCGGAAGUCUUUUGUUGCCGCGCCACGUCAGAGCAAACAUUCAAUGAAGGAGUCGCCACACUUUGUGGUUUAAUUUUUGAACAAUGCUGCUGUUGUCGCUUUCACUGCUGCUGCUCUGUAAUGUUUUGGUGCUUUUUGCCACCGAGCUCACGUUUGAGCUUCCCGACAACGAGAAGCAAUGUUUCUACGAAGACCUGGACAAAGACAUUAAGUUUGAGUUAGAUUAUCAGGUGAUUUCAGGAGGGAACUACGACGUGGACUGUUUUGUGACAGAUCCCCACGAUAACAUUCUGUACAGGGAGGACAAGAAGCAGUAUGACAGCUUCUCCCACACCACUGCCAUGAAGGGAGUCUACAAGGUCUGCUUCAGCAAUGAGUUCUCCACUUUCUCACAUAAAUCCAUCUACCUGGAUUUUCGCCAUGGCGAGGAGGAGCCUCUGAUUCCCAGCAUGACCAGAGCGACAGCACUGACACAGCUGGAAUCCACGUGUGUCUCCAUCCACGAGAUCCUGAAAGUGGUGGCUGAGUCCCAGACGUGGUAUCGCCUCAGAGAAGCACACGACCGCACAAGGGCGGACCACCUGAUGGAACGCGUGACUUUCUGGUCCAUCGGCGAAACCGUUCUGCUGUUUAUCAUCGGCAUCGGCCAAGUGAUGAUGCUCAAGAGCUUCUUCAGUGAUAAGAAAGGCUCCGUGGCCGCAAUGACUUAGACCUUUCUUCUUUGGUAAAAAUAGAACUGUUAUUUCCUC